Messenger RNA from Adineta steineri, 1416 nucleotides. Lineage: Eukaryota; Metazoa; Rotifera; Eurotatoria; Adinetida; Adinetidae. The record is from the annotation of a GenBank genome assembly.
AUGACAAUGGCAAACAACAAAACACAAUGUUUUAUCUGUAAUAAAAAUAAAAUAACAUAUCCUUGCGAAGGAUGUUCACAAAGAUUUUGUUUAAUGGAUUUAACAGAACAUCGUCAAAUAUUAAAUAAUCAAUUGCAUCAUAUCACCAACGAAUAUAAUGAAUUUAAACAAACAAUUAAUGAACAAAAACAAAAUCCACAAAAUCAUUCAUUAAUCAAAAAAAUUAAUCAAUGGGAAAUAAAUUCAAUUGAAAUAAUUCAACAAAAAGCACAAGAAUAUCGACAAAUGCUCAUUAAAUCAUCACAAACAUGUCUUAAUGAUAUUGAAAUGAAAUUUAAAGACUUGAAUGAACAUAUAAAACAACUUCACAGUGAAAAUGAAUUUAAUGAAAUUAAUUUAAACUAUUUAAGAAAACAAUUGAUGAAAAUUACUCAAGAAUUAAAUAAUCCGUCGAAUAUUUCUGUUCAACAAAGUCCUCAACCGUUCAUUAAUGAUAUUUCAAUCAUUUUAUCGAGAAAACCAACAUUCAAUAAAUGGAAACAAAAUGCCAUCACUGUGACUGGUGGAAAUGGAGAAGGAAAAGAAUUAAAUCAACUCAAUCGUCCUACAGGAAUCUUUAUUAAUAAAAAGAAAGAUAUUAUCAUUACUGAUUGCUAUAAUCAUCGUGUUGUUGAAUGGAAAUAUAAUGCAAAAGAAGGACAAAUCAUUGCAGGUAGAGAUGGGCAGAGAAAUCGAAUGGAUCAGUUGAAUUAUCCAGCAGAUUUGAUUGUUGAUCAACAAAGUCAUUCGAUCAUUGUUGCUGAUUGUAAGAACAGACGAGUGAUUCAAUGGUUGAAUCAAAAUCAACAAAUUCUCAUUAAGAAUAUUGGCUGUUUUGGUUUGGCAAUAGAUGAAAGUGGAUUUCUUUAUGUUUCUGAUAUUGCGAAGAAUGAAGUGAGACGAUGGAAAAUGGGUGAAUACAACAACGAAGGAAUUAUAGUGGCAGGUGGAAAUGGGCAAGGAAAUCAACUCAAUCAACUCGAUUGUCCUACUUUUAUCUUUGUUGAUGCAGAUCAAUCUGUUUAUGUAUCAGAUAGAGACAAUAAUCGUGUGAUGAAAUGGAGAAAAGAUGCAAAAGAAGGAACAAUUGUGGCUGGAGGAAAUGGUGAAGGAAGAAAUCGGAAUCAACUGUAUCAUCCUCAAGGAAUAAUAGUUGGUGAUUUGGGUCGAAUCUAUGUGGCAGAUUAUCUUAAUCAUCGAAUAGUGCGUUGGUAUGAAGGAAAAGAAGAAGGUGAAAUUGUUGUUGGUGGAAAUGGUGAAGGAAAUGAACCAAAUCAAUUGAGUCGUCCCAAUAGUUUAUCUUUUGAUGAUGAAGGAAAUCUUUAUGUUGCUGAUGGUUGGAAUCAUCGAAUUCAAAAAUUUGAAAUGAUUUUGUGA